Messenger RNA from Aspergillus melleus, 1878 nucleotides. RefSeq lists its product as uncharacterized. The record is from RefSeq and is a predicted model, not a curated record. The transcript has a single exon. Gene Ontology annotation, molecular function: protein binding. Lineage: Eukaryota; Fungi; Ascomycota; Eurotiomycetes; Eurotiales; Aspergillaceae. Bases 1 to 1878 code for a protein of 625 amino acids.
AUGAACCUCCAAUCCCUCCCCUCCGAGCUCAUCCUCUCCAUAACAGCCCACAUCCCAUCCACCUUCGACCUCUACGCCCUCUGCCUCACAAGCACCCAACUCUACCGCGUCGCCAUCUCCGCCCUCUACCGCGCCAACAUCCAACACCACUACAACACCGCCCUCCAAUGGGCCUCCAUCUACAACCUCCCACACCUAACCCGAAACAUGCUCGCGCACGGCGCCCGCAUCAACACCAUCCGACGCCCGCCCAUGAAAGAACUCCCCGCGUCGUUCGCCACACGCUGUCCAAGUUUCGCGAGCGACACAAACGCCACACUUUCCGGGAAAGCGCAGCAGAGGAAUAACUCGACGCCGUUGAUCUUUGCGGCCGCGGCCGGGUAUACGGAGGUUGUGCGCGCGCUGUGUGAGCAUCCGAAUAGGGAGACGAAUGUGGAUUGGGAGAAUGAGGGUGGAUAUAGUGCGCUCAGCGCGGCCGCGAGGGGCGGGUAUACGGAUGUGAUGGAGUUGUUGGUGGCGAGGCGGGCGAAGGUGGAACGGACGACGACGACGGAGUUUGAUAUCAUUCAUGAUGCGACGGAGGCGGAAUGCCCUGAGGGUCCGUUGCGGGUGCUGGUGAAGCAUGGGGUGCCGGUGGAUAAGAGGAUGAAUCAUUAUAAGGACUGUUAUGGCGAUACGCCGCUGAGGGCAGCGGCGAAGCGAGGGCGGACGGCGGCGGUGGAGGCGCUGCUGAGGCUGGGGGCUGAUUUGAGGCUGAGUGAGGAGAAGCAUCACACGCCGUUGUUUGAUGCGGUGAUGAAUGAUCAUGCGGAUUUGGUGAGUCUGUUACUGGAUCACGGGGGAAGGAUGAUGCCGAACGCUCGACGGGGGUGGUCGCCGCUGGAGUGUGCGGCGUAUUAUGGGAGUAUGGAGGUGGCGAAGAGGUUGCUUGAACGGGGGGCAGAUAUCAAUGCGCCGGAGACAGGGAAGCUGACGCCGGUUUGGUGGGCGACGAAAUCGCGGAAGACGGAGAUGGUGAGGAUGUUGGUUUCGAAGGGCGCAGAUACGGAGGCCACAUGGCCUACGGAGACGCCGUUGCGGAUUGCAAUGCGAGAGUCGCGCCGUGAGACAGCCGAGAUUCUAAUCGAUCAUGGAGCGAACGUGGAUGAAAUCAGUGACGACGAAACGCCGGUGCUGUGGUUUGUGGCAACCCGAGGAUGCGAGAAUCUAGUGGCGAGGCUCUUGGGCCAAGGAGCAGAUCCUAACACCCGACGGCGGCACAGAUCGGUGCUGUGUGGUGCUAUACAGGAAGGUCAUACAGGGGUGGUGAGGCUGCUGUUGGAGUACAAGGCGGACGUGAACACGAUGGACAAAACCAAAUCGGCCGAAAGAUACAAGCCCAUUUCGGCACUGGCGUGGGCAGUCUGGUCAGGCCGGGAAGAGAUCGCGCGAUUAUUGAUUGAUCAUGGAGCGAACGUGAAUACGGUGGGAUGGGGGCGACAGCUGAGGCCCUUGUUGACGGCGACGAUUCUGGAAGGCCGACAUCUCUAUACGAAGAUGUUGCUGGAAAACGGAGCGGAUGCGAAUCCACUCGAUGGCCGUGGAAAUUCACCAUUAUUCAUCGCAAUCGCGAAUGACUAUACAGAAGUAGUGAGGUGGUUGCUGGAACAUGGAGCGGACGCAAACGAACGGAAUGGGCAGGGGGACUCACCGUUGCGCUUUGCCCUCUGGGGAGGAUUGUUCGUAAGAGAAAAACAUUGGGGAGUGGCGAAGUGCUUGCUUGAACAUGGGGCGAACGUGCACGAGGAGAUUCGCGGCGAAACGAUAUUGUCCAGAGCGAUGCGGUGGGGAGAGGGAAUGCAGAAUCUCCUGCAGGAAUACGGGGGUGAGGUGACUUAA